Molecule: messenger RNA, 2634 nt
Organism: Oryzias melastigma (Indian medaka)
Lineage: Eukaryota; Metazoa; Chordata; Actinopteri; Beloniformes; Adrianichthyidae
Gene: apeh2
Product: S9 family peptidase
Exons: 21
Coding region: 349-2448 (699 amino acids)
Biological process (GO): proteolysis
Molecular function (GO): serine-type endopeptidase activity
Source: RefSeq, a predicted model, not a curated record
AUAGAUAUCAUGGUUUUGUUGUGCAACCCAUGAAAAAUCUCUGGACUGUGUAAACCUUAAGAUUUUGGCUCAUUUGUUUUUAUUUGUUAUUAUUUUUUUUACUUUAUUAUUAUUUGAAAGCAGUUAUGGAUGAAAAAAUAUUGUCUCCAUGAACCCGUAGCUUGAUUGUACUCUGGCGCCGGUUGUGGACACUGCAUGCAACUGCACCCCUCCAAAUCGAGACGAAGUGGUAUCGUCCAUCGGUGGAUUUAACAUGGAGGCGUUAACACAGCAAUAAUCGCAGCGGUGACACGUUCUACCACUUCCAGUGCAUAAAACACAGAUGCUUUUGUUCAGAGGCAGGCCCGGAUGGAGAGCGGACAAAUUGCCGUGGUGUACGCGGAGGUCAGCAGCUUUCCCACCCCCGUGUCUGCUCACGUUAAGGUGGAAGAGCUGCCUGAAUUCCGAGUCUACUCAGUGACAGCAGAGUGGAGUCAAAGUGAUCUGGUCCGAGGUUCUGGGCUUCAUUACUCGCAGCAGUGGACUCUAAUCGCCGACAACAACAAUCACAAGACCGUCAGAUCCGUUCUCCCAGCUGGACCGUGUACAUCCAUCUCUGGAGAGUUAUUGAGAGCCUUUUCUCCCAUUCAGGGCUUGAAGGCCGUUAUAAGGGAGGCUGGAAACCAGCAGCUGCUGGAGAUCUGGGACUGCCAUGGACUCAGAAAAUGUCUCAACCUCACUGCCCUCAACAUUCACGGCAGAGUGUACGACGACGCUCAGUUUGGCUCUCUGUCAUGGUCUGAUUGUGAGAGCAGACUGCUGUAUGUGGCAGAAAAGAGCAGGAACUCCUCAUCAGGUGGAGAGUCUGGAUGCAGAAAGGACAGGAAUGUGUACUGUGAGGACUGGGGGGAGGCUCUGACCAGUAAGAGUGUCCCAGUGGUCUGUGUGGUGGAUCUGCACAGUGGUGCUGUUGGUGUGCUGCAGGGAGUUCCGGCUGAAGUCUCACCUGGACAGGCGCUGUGGGCUCCUGGUGGUCAAUCAGUCUUUUUUGUUGGUUGGUACCAUGAACCCUUCAGAUUGGGAUUGAAGUUUUGCUCCAACCGCAGGUCAUCUUUGUUUGAAGUCGACAUGAAGGGACGUUGUGAGCGUCUGUCAGGGGAAAACCUGUCGGUGUCCUGCCCCCGGCUGAGUCCUGACGGAUCCACGCUGGUCUUCCUGCAGGGCAGGGUGUUUGGCCCUCACCACCAGUGCCUCAGCCUGCAGCAGUUGGACCUGAAGAGCAGGAAAACCUCUGCACUGAUUGAUGUUGUUGACAGACCGCAGGCUGGUGAGUUUGCAGGUGUGUAUGAAGCUCUUCCGUCCUGCUGCUGGUCUGCAGACAGCCAGAGGGUGGUGUUCAGCAGCGCCUGCAGAAACUGGAAGGAUCUCUUUAUUGUGGACAGGAGGUCAAAGAAAGUCUCCUCCCUCUCUGAUAAUCUUUCUGCUGCUUCUAGAGAUUGUGGCAGCUGGAAGCUGCUGACCGUCCAGAGAGACCUGAUGGUGGUCUGUUGCUCCAGUCCAAACACCCCACCCACUCUGAGGGUCGGAUUUCUCCCAGAAAAAAGUGAAGCUGUGACCUGGCAGACCCUGCAGCAGCCUGCCAUGACCUUUGACUUCAGCUGGACCAGUCUAGACAUUAAACCCCCUCCAGAGGAAGACAACACACACUACCCUGGUCUGGACUUUGGUUCUGUUCUGGUUAAACCUUCACGUCCUCUUUGUGACAGCAGAAUACCGUUGGUUGUCUUCAUCCAUGGUGGCCCCCACUCCCAGUUCCCUGCAGAGUGGAACAGCACCACAGCAGGACUGGUUAAACUGGGCUGUGCUGUGCUCGUGGUGAAUUAUCGGGGAUCCACAGGCUUUGGUCAGGACAGCAUUCAGUCCCUCAUCGGUAAUGUUGGGUCUCAGGAUGUCAAGGAUGUGCAGCGAGCUGUUCUCACUGCACUGCGGAGCGAUGAGACCCUUGACUCUGAGCGGAUCGCUGUGAUUGGGGGUUCUCAUGGUGGUUUCCUGUGUUGUCAUUUGGUUGGUCAGUACCCGGACUUCUACAGAGCGUGUGCAGCCAGGAACCCAGUCAUUAACGCAGCCACAUUACUGGGUACCAGUGAUAUAGUGGACUGGCGGUACACCAGUGCAGGCUUUCAGUUCUCCUAUGACAGCGUUCCCACCGCCGAGGUUCUGACUGCUUUGUUGGAGAAAUCCCCCAUCACACACGCGGUUCAGAUCAAGGCUGCGGUGCUGCUGAUGCUGGGGGGCAAAGACAGGCGGGUGUCUCCUCAUCAGGGGCUGGAGCUUUACAAAGUGCUGAAGAGCAGAGCCUCACCUGUCAGAUUGUUGUGGUUUCCAGAAGACGGUCAUUCUCUGUCCAGGCUGGACACACAAGCUGACUGCUUCAUCAACACUGCUCUGUGGCUGCAGCAGCAUCUAUGAACACAAACUCACCCUGAAGCUGCUGUGCACAUGACUGUCUGUCAGCAAGGCCAAAAAAAGGGGUUCAUGGUUUCUUCCACGCGCCUUUUUACAACUGUACUACUUUAUGUAAAGAAAUGUGCAAAGAUUUUGACAAAAAACUCAACAAAUGUUGAAAAAUAAAAGAUGAAGCGUGUCAAACACUAA